AUGUUUACACCGAUACAUACCUCCUUAGGGGCCUUGCUGCUCUUCCAGGGCUCCUCCGGUCUACUCGUUCACAACGGAGCUGUGUUCGGCAUCUCGUCUCUACUCUCUGGAUCCGUCGUGAAUCCAAGCCAGGAAAAUGUCCCGAUCAUCGCGGGCUUGAUAUCCAGUGUGAUACCAAUCUCCCUUUUAGCACCUUCAUUGAUUCCAGAAUACCCUGCUGCGCCAUCGGGCCUAGCCUCUGCCGCGGCAACGCUAGGUAUAGGGCUCCUGCUGGGCUGGGGAACAAAGAAUGGCUGCGGCUGUACCUCUGGCCACAUGCUUUGCGGAUUAUCACGUCUAUCACCGCGAUCUUUCAUCUCGACGGCACUGUUCUUCACAACAGCACUGAUCACGGCCAGCGUCGUGGGAGGCGGCUCCCGGAUUCCGGCGUGUGGCGACCUUCCAUGCUACACCGCCGUCUACCCAUCAUCAGCUGAGAUGGUCUUUAUGGCGGGAUCAUUGAUUCUUUCCACGAUUCUCAACUUCAUCGUCGUUCCCAAGACACUUGAACGGAAAGAAGAACAUCGAACUUUGUUCGCGUACCUUGCUGGACUCGAGUUCGGACUGGGCCUCUGGAUUUCGGGAAUGGCGGAUUCCGCCAAGGUGUUGCGUUUCUUCGCCAUCGCCACCGAUGUGUCUCGCUGGGAUCCUUCCUUGGCACUGAUCAUUUUGUUUGGUAUUGGUCCAUCGCUUGUCACAUUCUUGGCGAAGCAGCCAGGUCAGAAGUCGGACAAAGAUCAUGAACCAAGCCAGCCUACUCUGGCCGAGAAAUGGCGACUUCCCACCAAGACGCUGGCUGAUAUCGACUGGCGGUUCGUGGUCGGCUCCAUUGCGUUUGGUGUCGCAUGGGGCUUGCAGGGAGUGUGCCCUGGUCCAGCGCUGUUGCGUUCAGUGGUGCAGCCCACGUGGGGGUUGUUGACCAUGGCCGGGUACGCCAUUGGCAAUCUAUUCUGA
Penicillium diatomitis is the source of this 993-nucleotide messenger RNA. RefSeq names its product YeeE/YedE family protein. Gene Ontology annotation, cellular component: plasma membrane. Bases 1 to 993 code for a protein of 330 amino acids. The transcript is spliced from 2 exons. NCBI's taxonomy places the organism in Eukaryota, Fungi, Ascomycota, Eurotiomycetes, Eurotiales, Aspergillaceae. The record is from RefSeq and is a predicted model, not a curated record.